Trichoderma gamsii is the source of this 1731-nucleotide messenger RNA. RefSeq lists its product as hypothetical. NCBI's taxonomy places the organism in Eukaryota, Fungi, Ascomycota, Sordariomycetes, Hypocreales, Hypocreaceae. Gene Ontology annotation, cellular component: intracellular anatomical structure. Bases 1 to 1731 code for a protein of 576 amino acids. Gene Ontology annotation, molecular function: protein binding. The record is from RefSeq and is a predicted model, not a curated record. The transcript has a single exon.
AUGGAAGCCAAACUAGCGGCCCUAGAAGAUGAUGGCUACUUUGAUCUUGGGACCUAUCAUCGCCCCAUUACAACAGAUAGUCCUGACGCCCAGCGAUGGUUUAACCGAGGUCUCAUUUGGGCCUACGGCUUCAACACGCAGGAGGCGUCAAGCUGCUUUGAGAAGGUUAUCCUAGCAGAUCCCAGCUGUGCCAUGGGAUACUGGGGACUAGCAUACACCCGCGGCCCCUACUAUAACAAAGCGUGGCGUUUGUUUGAUCCCGAGGAUCUCAAGACGUCCCUUGACGCCACUUAUACCGCAUCGCGAAAGGCUUUGGAACUCGUGGAAAAUGCCAGUCCGGUCGAACAGGCUCUCAUCCAUGGGCUCGUUGCACGAUUUCCACAGCGCACUCCGACAGAAGACUAUUCGGUAUGGAAUCGCGCGUACGCUGAUGCCAUGGGAGUUGCCUACGAGCAAUUCGGCGACGACUUGGACGUCGCUGCCCUCUAUAUCGACGCCCUCAUGAAUCUCACUCCAUGGGCAAUGUGGGAUCCAUACAGCGGCAAACCAGGACCCAACUCUCGCGCUUUUGAAGCUGAGGCAGCUAUUUCGAGAGCUCUGAAGCAAAAAGGCGCCAGCGAGCACCCGGGAUUGCUUCAUCUGCAUAUCCAUCUCAUGGAGAUGUCGCGCACGCCUGAAGCCGCCGUUCCUUCGGGCAACUUUCUAAGGGGACUUGUACCCGACUGCGCUCAUCUGAAUCAUAUGCCCUCACAUCUCGACAUUCUCAUUGGAGACUAUCAAGCCUCCAUUACCGCCAACACCGUCGCUGUCAAAGCUGAUCGGGAAUUCGUAGAUAGGGUCGGUGGCAUGAGCAUGUAUUCUCUCUACCGAGGCCACAACUAUCACUCUCUAAUCUACGCCGCCAUGCUAUCCGGGCAGUCGAAAAUCGCCAUUGAAAACUGCGAACACAUGGAGGAUGCACUCCCCGCAGAGCUGCUCUCCAUCAAAUCCCCGCCCAUGGCAGACUGGUUGGAAGCUUUUAUUGCAGUCCGACCUCACGUCUUGAUCAGGUUCGGCCGCUGGGACGACAUCAUCAAUCUCGAGCUUCCGGCAAAUCAGUCUCUCUACUGCGUCACAACCGCCACAAUUUAUUAUGCCAAAGGUGUCGCUUUCGCCGCUACAGGAAAAAUAGACGAGGCGUUGAUACAACAAAGCCUAUUCAGAGAAGCUGUAAGGCGUGUACCUCCCUCACGAAUGGAUUUCCCAAACACUUGCAUCGACAUCCUAGCAGUCGGCGAAGCAAUGCUGGCCGGCGAGAUUGAAUACCGCCGCGGUAAUUACGAACUGGCCUUUGAUCAUUUGCGUCGCUCGAUCGACCUAGACGACCAUCUCAACUACAGCGAGCCAUGGGCUUGGAUGCAGCCGUCUCGACACGCCUACGCGGCGCUGCUGCUGGAACAGGGCCGCGUCGAAGAAGCCGCCAAGGCGUAUGCAGAGGACCUUGGAUUCGACGAGUCUCUGCCGCGUGGCCACCAACAUCCGAAUAACAUUUGGGCGUUGCAUGGCUACCAUGAGUGUUUGACGUUGCUGGGACGAACUGCUGAAGCCAAGAUGCUUGAGCUGCCACUAAAGUUGGCGACGUGGUUAGCUGAUAUCACUGUGCAAUCGUCCUGUUUCUGUCGGACGGUCAGCCAGGGCGACGCUCAGAAUGGUGUGACGGCGAAUAGCAAUGGCAGUGGCUGUUGUUCGUGA